Vitis vinifera (wine grape) is the source of this 432-nucleotide messenger RNA. Its product is annotated as protein YIP4b-like. Gene Ontology annotation, biological process: endoplasmic reticulum to Golgi vesicle-mediated transport. Gene Ontology annotation, cellular component: trans-Golgi network. The transcript has a single exon. Lineage: Eukaryota; Viridiplantae; Streptophyta; Magnoliopsida; Vitales; Vitaceae. The record is from RefSeq and is a predicted model, not a curated record. Bases 1 to 432 code for a protein of 143 amino acids.
AUGGAAAACAACUUUGAGAACCCUUUCCAUGGCGCCGGUCAAGUUGGACAGGCGGUUCUGGAACCAACGAGGCGGUCUAGUCCACGAACACCGCCAUUCCCCUAUUCAUCGCUGCCUUUUGCUUCAUCCAACGCUAAGUCUCCAACACCCAGCCCUAGCCCGGUUGUCAUUCCACCUGGUCACAACAUUGUUGCACCAACCUUAACCGAGCCGGUCUGGGAAACCGUACAGAGGGACUUAUCGCGAAUUCUGAGCAAUUUGAAGCUUGUUUUGUUCCCUAAUCCUCACCGUGAAGACCCCGGGAAGGCCUUGAGGGAUUGGGACCUCUGGGGGCCGUUCUUCUUUGUCAUCUUCCUCGGUCUCACCUUGUCCUGGUCUGCAUCCAUCAAAAAGGUGAGUACCAUACCUUCAGAAAUGGCGAAUCUUGAGUGA